GCUAAUAUCCGCUUUAAUCGCUUUAGCGAAAUGGGUCCGAUCCUUCCUCGAACAACAACGAGAGCCCUCGGCAAUGGUAACGGUUCCUUAAACACUAGCCACAGAGCUUGCGGAUUACUACCUCUAAGAACAUGCUUCCUUCAGCACAUCCCGCAUAGGCGCUGUCGCCAAAAUUGGAAUAGCCUCAGAACUGAUAACCACCACUCAGUUGCUGCGGGAACAAGAGGCGCAUCCCUAACGCGAGCAUUGCCGAAUGUUGCUGACAAUGCCAUAGCUUUUAAGGAGGAAUAUACUGGCGACAUCGAGGCUGCAGAAGAAGAGUCGCUCAAAGUGCUCGAAUGGCCGGCUGUGUGCAAACAGGUGGCAUGCUUCUGUGGGACAAGCAUUGCCGCCGAGCUCGUGGCGAGCGGGCAGCUGCCGCGGGGUCGCAGCCGCGAGGAAAGCGAGCUGCUGCUGCAGCAAACCGCGGAAGCGCUUGCGGCAAAGCUUGAGGUCCGCGGCUGUCUAGACAUCCGGCCCGCAGCGGAGGCGGCCGCCGCAGGGGCGUGCCUCAACGCACGACAGCUGGAGGGUGUGGCUGCCACCCUAGAGGCCGCUUUCGCCCUCAAAGCAGCUGCCACCGCCACCGCCACCGCACCCCUCUGCCACUCUGGUAGCAGCAGCAGCAGCAGCAGCGGUGGCCCCAACACCACCACCGUCAGCAGCAGCAAGCGAAGCACGAAACCAGCCUCCUCGCCGGCCGCUGCAGCGCCCCCGGGCGACUCCGACUCUGACUCCACCGUCUCCACCCCUCCUGCUGCUGCCGCUGAUCCUGCUGCUGCAUCCGAAUCGGACCCUGCCGUUGCCCCUGCUGCGGCCGCCCCGCUGUUCCCCCACCUUGCCGCCCUGGCAGCGGGAAUCAGCGAGGAGGAGCGCAUCCUGCUUCGGGCCAUCCGGGGGUGCAUUGAGCACGGCGGUGUGUGCGACGGCGCCUCCGAGGCCCUAGCCGCCCUCCGAGCCCAGCGGCGGGCCAACAAGGAGCAGCUGCGGGCUGAGGUGGAGCGAUGGGCGCGGCAGCUGGUGACCCGUGGGGCGGCGGAGCCGGGGGCGGUGGCGCUCGUGCGGGGUCGACUGUGCGUGGGCGUGCGGGCGGGUCGUCAGGGCGAGCUCCCCCGCGGCAGUGUGCGACUGGGCGCCUCCUCCUCCGGCGCCACCCUCUACCUGGAGCCGCAGCCCUGUGUGGCACUCAACAACGCGGAAGCACUGCUGGCGGAGCAGGAGGAGCGGGAGGCGGGGCGGGUGCUCGGGCUGCUUUCGGGCAUGCUGGGCUCCCGAGCCCCCCAGGUGCUCUCCCUGCUGUCAGCGGCGGUGCAGCUUGAUGUGGUGGCGGCACGGGCGGCGCAUGCGUGCUGGCUGGGGGCCGUGCGGCCGGAGUUCGUGGCAGCGGAGGCGGAGGAGGAGGAGGGGGAGGGGGAGGAGGAGGGGUGCAGCAGCAGCAGCAGCAGCUGCCCACCGCUGCACCUGCCCGGAGCCAUGCACCCGGUGCUCAUGCAGCGGGGGCUGCCGCCCCUACCGCACCCGCCCUCGAUUGAUGACAACCGCUUCGAUCGAGAUUUCCAAGCGGCCCCCGCCUGGGAGCUGAUGCGGCGGCGGGCGGUGAGGCCCGAGGGACCUGCAUCGGAGCUGGGAGGCAGUAGCGGCAGUGGCGGUGGUGGAGCAGCGGAGGGAGGGGCAGGGGCUGAGGGGGGUGGCGGUGGUGGCGGCGGAGCUUCGUUGCUGCCCAAGCCGCUGGACCUGCGGGUGCCUGCGGGGCGGAGGGUGGUCACUAUCACAGGUCCAAACACGGGCGGCAAGACGGUGACCCUGAAGGCAGCGGGUCUGUUAGUCCUCAUGGCCCAGGCGGGUCUCUACCUCCCCUGCAGCCGCCAACAGGAGGAGGAGGAGGGUCGUCAGCAGGAGCGGGCGGUGACCCACGGGUCACCAGCCCCUGCUGCUGCUACUGCUGCUGCUCCUCUUCCUUCCUCACAUACUCCGCGUCUGGUCUGGUUUGACCGCGUGUUGGCUGACAUCGGCGACUCGCAGAGCUUGCAGCAGAACCUCUCCACCUUCAGCGGACACAUCAGGAGGAUCAAGCGGAUUCUGCGCUCCGCCUCCCGCCGCUCGCUGGUGUUGUUGGACGAGGUGGGCAGCGGUACGGACCCGCUGGAGGGGGCGGCACUGGCGCGGGCGGUGCUGGACACGCUAGCAGGGCAGGCCCGCCUCACGCUCGCCACCAGCCACCAUGCGGAGCUCAAACGCGCCGCGGAGGACGACCCGCGGUUCAUCAACUGCUGCAUGACCUUCGACACCGCCACUCUGCGACCCACCUACCAACUGAGGUGGGGGGCGGCGGGAGCCAGCAACGCCCUAGACAUCGCGGAGGCGCUGGGGUUCGACAGUGUCGUGGUGCGGGAGGCUCGUGCGCUGGCGAGCAUCAUGGCAGCGGCAUCGGCAUCGGAGGCGACGGAUGGCGCAGCAGCCUCCUCCUCAUCCUCGUCUAUAGCCUCAUCCACCUCCUUCACCUCUUCUCCCGCGCUGGUGGGUGGUGGAGGCAGCAGCCGGAUUGCGGGAGUGGCUCGCAGCCUGGUACGGCAGCUGGAGGAGACGAGGGCGGAGGUAGCGGCGGAGCAGGUGCUGCGGGCCAGGCGGGCGGAGAAGCAGGCGCGGUUGCAGGCCACCAUUCAGAAGGUUCGGGAGAUGGAGCUGCAGCUCAAGGCCACACCCCGGGAGAUCGUCCUCGAACGCGACCGCCUGGCAGUGGAGGUGCAAACCGCCCUGGAUGCAUUCGCUGCUGGGUUGAAGCCUCAGGAGCCCGUGGAGCAAGCGUUGGAGAAGAUCGAGGCGCUGAUUCCCCGGGAGGUGGCGGCGCUGGGGGGCGGCAGGAGCGGCGCCUCCGGCAAGAGCCGCCGGAGGGAGGGUUCCAGCGGAGGAGGAGAGGGGGGCGACGAAGGAGAGCAGGGAGAGGAGGAUGGGGAUGAGGACGAUGAGGAGAAGGAGGAUGAGGAGGAGGAUGGCGAGGCGCUGCGGCCGGGAGAUACGGUGCAUGUUAAAUCGUACGGCGAGAUGGGGGAUGCGCAGGUGGUGAGCGUUAAAGGUGAGCACGUCACGGUGCGCUUCAACACCAUCAUGUUCUCAGCCGCCUCAGCCUUCUCAAGGAAAGCACGGCCCGUCAAACUACACAGGCGGCAGGUCCGUCGCAUCCAAUCCGGCAGCUCCCUGCCGCUGGGUGCCAUACCCUGGAUGGACUCCUACCAGCUGCUGACAUCCGAUGUGAGCCGGGCUCUCCAUGGGGAGGAAGCGGAGAAGCAGGAGCGGGAUGAGGAGCAGGACGAGGAGGAUGGGAAGCAGGAUGGAUCUAGCACCGCUGCUGCUGCUGCUGCUGCGGGUACAGCAGGCGGGCAGCAGCAGGGGGAGCAGCAGCCGCAGCUGCUGCCGCCCGGUGCGGCUCUGCUGGCGGAGGUGGCGGCGACGGAGGAGGACUUGUUGGUUGGCGACUGGGGAAGUGCUGAGCAGACCGAGGUGGUGUCGGAGGGACUGGUGCUGGAGGAGGAGGGGGAAGGGGAGGGGGAGGAGGAGGGUGGGAGGAGGAAGGGGAGCAGCCGGAGAGGGAGAGGGAAGGCAGCGGCUGCCGACGUGACUGCCGACGUGACUGCGAGCACUGCCAAGACGAGGAGGAGGCGUUCUAGGGGUGCCAAGGAGGACGAGGAGGACGAGGAGGAGGGGAAAGAAGGCGGUGAAGACGUUUGUGACGGAAAGCGCGCUCCUGCUCCUGCUGCUGCUACGGUGGCGGGGGGUGCGGCGGGGCGACGGUGGCGUCGGGCGACUGCGACUGCUGCGGCUGCCCAGCAGGCUGAGGUCGAGGAGGCACAGGCAGCAGCAGCAGCGGCGGAGGCGGAGGCGGCAGGAACAAUCCCAGCUGGUUUCCUGGUGCCGGAGCAGACGGCUGGCAACACGCUGGAUGUGGCAGGGGAGGUCCCCGAGCUCGCGGCAGCCGACCUCGAGGACCGCCUGCGAUCAGCAGCUCCCGGGUCCGUACUUUUCGUGCAACACGGGAUGGGUACGGGUGCAGUACGUCGAGCCGUACAUGCGUUACUAGAGAAGCGGCGGGCGCCAAAAGGUCGGGUACGACAGUGGGGCGAGGCGC
Molecule: messenger RNA, 4162 nt
Organism: Astrephomene gubernaculifera
Lineage: Eukaryota; Viridiplantae; Chlorophyta; Chlorophyceae; Chlamydomonadales; Astrephomenaceae
Source: the annotation of a GenBank genome assembly